Eupeodes corollae is the source of this 1443-nucleotide messenger RNA. Its product is annotated as clavesin-1-like. Gene Ontology annotation, molecular function: phosphatidylinositol bisphosphate binding. Bases 503 to 1381 code for a protein of 292 amino acids. The transcript is spliced from 5 exons. The record is from RefSeq and is a predicted model, not a curated record. Lineage: Eukaryota; Metazoa; Arthropoda; Insecta; Diptera; Syrphidae. Gene Ontology annotation, cellular component: membrane.
UCGCAGUUCAGUCAACUCAUUAACGGAUGACAAACCGAUUACAGUUUAGCACUUAUAAUAUUAAUAAUUAUAGUUUACUGUCAACAAUUUUAAAUUUGGUUAUUAAUUGUUUUAUCUUAAAGAAUAAGCCUUUGUUCUAUAAGAACAAACUCAUCAAUAGUUUGCAGCACACAUGAUUAAAAAUCAAACGAGAAUGUUGUUCUUAGUCAUUCAAGGCUAACUGCAUCGAUUAGAAGUUCGUUUGCGAUUAGGUUCACAAAAACGAAUAUACAUAAUUACAUGCGAUAAAAAAUAAAUAAUAUUUCAGUACGAGAGAAAUUGGCAUCAGAACUAGUUUAAAAUAAAAAUAAUUGAAGUGUCUCAUACGGAUAGCUCUGAAAAAAAGUUUUUAAAUACAUUUCUUUAUCCAAAACAAGUCUUCAGAAGAAGCAGAUUCGUUUUCAAUGAGUUGAUUUAAUUAAAAUGAGAUUUUUAUUUUAUAAUAUUGUGCAAUACAAUUGAGAUGGCGGAUGAAAUUUUAUUUGAAUUAAAUUUAAGUCCAGCACUUCCUGUGGACAUCAAAGAUGUUGCCUGCGAACAAGGAGAAAACGAAGACAUCAAAUGUGAGUUGGUGGAACAGCUUCGAAAUUUAAUAUUUGAGAAAGGAGAUUUUGAAGCACAUCGUACAGACGACGAAUACCUCAUCAAGUUCCUUCGAGCAAGGUAUUGGAACAUUGAACAAACGUAUAAAUUGCUGUACAAUUACUAUUCAUUUCGAAAAGACAACAAAAUACUACACGACAACGUUCGUUGUGUGGAUCUUAUGAGCUUGGCGGAACAAGAAAUACUUACAGUGACACCAUACAGAGAACAAAAUGGACGACGUAUUAUGAUCUUACGCUUUGGAACUUGGGACCCCAAAAAAAUGCCAAUUGAUGAUAUUCUUAGAUUGACUUUAAUAAUACUUGAAUUAGGUUCAAUGGAACCGAUUUCCCAAGUAGCAGGUGGAAUUGGACUAUUUGACUUGGGUGGUCUUACUAUGAGUCAAGUUCUUCACUUAACCCCAAGUAUUGCACAAAAAAUUAUUGCCCUUAUUGUGACUUCAAGUCCUUUAAGGACUGCAGCAAUCCAUAUCGUCAAUCAAAAUUGGAUAUUUUCUGCCAUUUUAAAAGUUUUCAAGCCGCUGUUAAACGCAAAAAUGAGGGAAAAAUUGUUUAUACAUGGAAGCGACAUGAGUUCAUUGCACAGUCAUAUCGGACCCAAAUAUUUACCAAAGCGAUAUGGUGGUAUUAAGGAGGAUUCCUCAUUUCAACUGUCAUUAUGGACGGAGGCUUUACGAGCGGACGAUAAGGUCAAGUGGGAAUUACAAAAGCUUGGUUAUAAUAUUUCUGAAAACUUGUGAUUUUGUGUUUGAUUUAUACAAAAGUGAAAUUAUUUUUUAAAUAAAACAUUAAAAUGAAACUA